AUGAGCCGGACACUCCUCCGCUCCCUUCUGGAGCUCCGCGCGCCCCUACCGCGCGUGACAACUAGCCCCCUCGCCCUCGUGGUACGGUCCAUCUCGACGACGACGCCGACACCCUCCGCUCCCUCCGCUUCCUCCUCCUCCGCCCCCGUCUCCAAGACCGCCCUCUACCCGCCCGAGCAACCCGUCCACAAGCCCCUCUCCGACUCGGUGCGCUCCCUCCUCCCCGUGCUCGCCGCCCAGCCCGCCCACUACAUCACCAUCCACGUCCAUGGCGUCCCCUACCUCGUCACCAGGGGCGACCACGUCCGCCUCCCCUUCCGCAUGCCGGGCGUCGGGCACCCCUUUGUCGACGAGCGCCUCUUUGAGUGCAAGGCUACCGUGCUCGGCGUCGAGGCUGAGCCUAUGCGCGAGAAGACCAAGACCAAGAGGCGGAACAGAAAGGUCAAGACGGUUAAGAGCAAGCACAAGUACACCAUCCUCUCUAUAUCGCAUCUCAAGGUCAACACCCCCGAAGAAGUUGGCGCAUAG
Parascedosporium putredinis is the source of this 528-nucleotide messenger RNA. NCBI's taxonomy places the organism in Eukaryota, Fungi, Ascomycota, Sordariomycetes, Microascales, Microascaceae. The record is from the annotation of a GenBank genome assembly.